AUUGCUCAUCCUUGUUCCCGACGCUCAGUUGUCUCAGACCUCUCUGUCAUUCUACUCAGUCCUCAGUUCCCUGUUUUCAUUCUUUAUCAUCACUCCAUUCAGCCAGUUCAGUCUGGUCGCUCUGUGCUUCUUGUGUUGUACCGUUGCUGGGGGAUGCUCCCGCUCGAGACGCUCGUUGGUCUGCUCGCGACGCUCGUGCAGCGGGGUGACUUGGCAGCACUCUCAGCGCAUCUGAGCACGACACUCCCGCGCGUGAUUGCUCAGCACCGCAGUGGCGAUGGCACGACUGCACAGUCAUCGCAGUCACAGUCACAGUCACAGUCGCAGCCGCAGCCGCAGACAUCGCGCGAGGCAGCCAUCACGCAGGCAGUGCUCGACACGCUGCUGAUUGCUGCGGCGAGCGCAAACCAGCUCGACGCGACUCGGCUGCUCCUCGGCCUCGGAGCAAACGGAGCAGUCCCAUACUGCGACGCACAAGCAAUACUGAAAUCAACAUCUGCAAGUCCAAUAUCGAGCUCUUUGGCGGAUGGAAAUCUGGCCGCUUCGACGUUGACGGCCAUUCACUCGGCCGUUCCAUUCCCGCCAAUUCUGAGCGCAAUUCUCAACCAUGUGCCGUCAGAAGGGGUCAAGUCUAGUGGUAGUAACACGCGUCAUGACUCAAUGUCCGAUUCGGGCUCUGCGUCCAGGACCAAACGCGCGGUCGUCGCGGCGCUGCGCCAGGCGGAAGACGCCUCGCUCCGUCCGAGUUCGCCGGCACUGUGUCCUCUCGCGCUGGCGGCUGGACAAGGUCGUGUAGAAAGCGUCCUGUUGCUGCUUGCUGCUGGUGCAUCCACGUCGCGGGGUGACACACAGCGGCGGUUUUCGCCCUUGCUCCUCGCAGUUCAGGAAGGUCACGUCGAAGUGGCUCGACUACUAUUGCAGCACCCACAUUGCAACCCAAAUCUGCGGAAUAGUCGGGAUUACACGGCGUUGCACUUUGCCGCUCGGUUUAACAGUCAUGCCAUUGCACGGUUACUUUUGGUGCAUCCGGCGCUUUCGUCCCAGGAGCUGCUUUCGCGGGACGGGACCUCUCCGCUCCAUGUCGCUGCUGCGCUCGGCAGCAUUGAUGUCUUGGAACUGCUCAUCGAGCAUGGUGUCGAUGUGAAUCAGAAAGAUGGCACAAUUGAGCAGACCGCCUUGCAUUAUGCCGCUGCGUCCGCUUCGCCCGUUGCGGCAUCGGCAUGCAUUCCCGCGCUGCUUCGUCGUGAGGCUGAUGUGAACGCCACUACGUGCUCUGGUCAGACACCAUUGCACAUUGCCGCCAGACUUGGGCGCGUGGCCGCUGUGCAAGCGCUGUUGGAAUACGACUGCAACAGCUCGCUCGUUGACGCGAGUGGGAACACGCCUCUUCAUUUGGCCUGCAUGUAUGGGCACCACACCGCCGUAAAUACUCUUCUCAACGACACCAAGACGCGAGAGCAACAUGCCAAUGAUCCAAGUCUGCCGUGUCCCCUGGCCACGUUCAAUGCGGCAGGCUUCUUGCCUCUGCAUGUCUGUUGCUACAGUGGUUAUGCAGAUUGCUUGCAGGCCGUUACGAAAGUGUACAAGCUGCUGGAUGUACGCGGUCGAGAUGAACUUCGCUCCACCCCGCUCCAUAUCGCAGCAGAGAUGGGACAUGCUUUUUGCGUACAAGCGUUGCUGAGUCGCGGAGCGCUACUGGAUGCCAAGGAUCGUACUGGUGCGACACCGCGUGAUCGAGCCGAGCGCCAGGGCCAUUUCGAGUGCAUCGUGGCACUCGUCGAGAUGGAGCCACAAGCUCGGCGCCAGUAUGCCAUUCGCGUGCAGUCGCGCAAAUCGAAAAGAUUGCUCGUGAAUUCGGCCGCUGACUCGCUGGCGCGGCUCGCGUUAGAGCCUGCUGCAGUGGUGGUCACGUCGUUGACGACUACUGCUGAUUCUGUGGAGGAGCAGAAGGAGCACGACGCUGCUGGAGCUUCUGAAGAUGAGGACGACGACAAGAUGGAAAUGACCGACAACCCCGUUCUUGAAAGUUCAGUAGCGGGUGCAGAGCAUGUGUUUGGCAAAGUUUCUUUUGACGAAACAAAACUCAUGGAUUGGUGCAGCCAGCCAAAGUCCAAAACAUUCGUUGGACGGUACGAGCAGCGACGCGUCGCCAUUCGGCGUUUUGAGGCGGAUUUGGCCCAAUUUGCACAAUCCGAAGUGGAUUUGUUUUUGCGAGUUUCGGAAACUACCAUUCACGCCAACAUUCUCACCUACUUUGGUCAAGAAAUCGACGCGAAAACCGGUGAUGUGUUCAUCGCAAUGGAGCUGUUUGCCAUUCCGCUGAGGCUCUUGUUCCUUUCCGUACCUUCGUACGAAAGCUACCACGCGCAAGAUCCUUUACUGCAGUCGGAGGCUGUUAUGACCGUGUCAAGGCAGCUGCUAGCAAGACCCGAUGCGACCUGCUUCCUUCUCAGGUUUGUGCGCCAAAUCGCUUCGGCCGUCUCAUUCCUCCAUGGAAUGAACAUUAUCCACGGAAGCUUGUCUCCCGACUCUAUCGUUCUGACCGGAUCGAACAGCGUCAAAGUCUCGGCGUUCCAUGCAACUCCGACCAGUCGCACGACCGAAAAUGCUGGACUACAUUCAUUUAUAGCCCCAGAACUGCAAAGUCCAAGCGAUGCCCUUCCGUCCCCUGCUUCGGACAUGUACUCUAUGGGUGCUUUGGUGUUCUUUUUGCUUUCUCGUGGUCGAUGCUUUCAUGCCACCUCCAGCUGGCCGACUCGCAUUGAGAAAUGCCUGGGCACUACCAACCUGCACGAAGUUCGUCAUUUGAUUGACGCAAUGACCGCUCAAGCACAGUCGAACAGACCAACAAUUUUGCAAGCCCUGCAACACCCGUUCUUCUGGAAGGAAGAGCAGCGCAUGCAAUUUCUGGAAGAGUGCAGCGAGCCUUCCCCACAAAUGCACGAGCAGCUCGUUCGUGCAAAUGAAGCCAUCUGCCGUCAACUGUCCACGUCCAAUCCCAGCAGCACUCCACCAGCAUCGACCACGAUCGAUUGGAUGAGUCGAUUCCCUCCUGCCGUGUUGGCCAACUUGAAACGGCACCGCAAUUACAAGUCGAACGGGCUCGUCGAUGUCCUUCGAGCCGUGCGCAACUUGUACCACCACUUUCAGGAACAACCCGAAGAGUCACGGGCCAGCAUUCUGGCCACUGCUGCCUCUGUCCAGAUAGGCUUGUUUUCAAGUGAAGCAGCAGGAGACGAUGAGGAGAGUCUGUCAGCGGCAAUCGGACUGAGCCUUGGCACACGUCGCACCACCAUGCUCUGCUUUGUGAGCGCCCUGUUCCCUGAGGUUAUUCCUGCAAUUGUUAACGCUUCAGCGUAGCCAUUGACUUGGUGCGUCAACUGAACGUCUGUUUUUUUUUUCCCUUCGCAUGUCAGAUUUUCGUUUUUGUAUUUAUUGCGCUCCGCUUCUGUACUGUAUCAAUUCAACUCUAAUCGCCGAA
Capsaspora owczarzaki ATCC 30864 is the source of this 3481-nucleotide messenger RNA. RefSeq lists its product as hypothetical. NCBI's taxonomy places the organism in Eukaryota, Filasterea, Ministeriida, Capsasporidae. Gene Ontology annotation, molecular function: RNA nuclease activity; ATP binding; protein kinase activity. The record is from RefSeq and is a predicted model, not a curated record. Gene Ontology annotation, biological process: protein phosphorylation; mRNA processing. Gene Ontology annotation, cellular component: cytoplasm; nucleus. Bases 154 to 3360 code for a protein of 1068 amino acids. The transcript has 10 exons.